AUGGUGAAUCGCGUUCUCUUCGUGCAAUCAGUUCGUCCAUCAAAGCCUCAAGUUGGCCUAGCUCAGAUAAAAUCGAUCGAUAGUGGGCCGCGUGUGUCGGCUUCUUUCUGUUCGUUUGUGCGAUUCUUGUUCAAUCAUCACCUGCACACGUACACAUUAGCAGAGAUCGGUGGCUGGGCGACUUUAGUAAACUCAUGCGCAGGCACGUUUGACCAAUCGCCUCCAGCAAGACACGAUCGAUAUGCUCAUUCUUCGGGAUCCCGGCUUCGUGGGAUAGAUUGCGUGUUCAUCGUGAGCUGGCUUGUUCAGGUCACUGUCGCCUCACCUCAUACUGCGUCCACAUCGUGA
Protopolystoma xenopodis is the source of this 348-nucleotide messenger RNA. The record is from the annotation of a GenBank genome assembly. Lineage: Eukaryota; Metazoa; Platyhelminthes; Monogenea; Polystomatidea; Polystomatidae.